UUUUUGUUUUACAACUUCACAAUCACCUAGUUGGCAACCUUGGCUGUCAAAUAAAAGCUACUAGUAAGCAAAUUCUAAUCAAGACAGUGACUGUCAAAUCGAGGAGAUUUUGAGAAAUAAAAUGAAUUCCCAGUUCACCAAAAAAGCAACACCAGAGCCAACAACAACACCUCCUACAGCUAUUGAACUAAAGACGACUAUCUUCAAACUGGCGGGUCCAAAAUCAAAGUCUGCGACAUCGGUGGCGAAGCAGCAGAACCGUCGUCGCCGCAACGAUGUGCCACCACCACCAGCGGCAAAUAACUCGAAAGUCGGCAACAACAUCGGAGGAUCCAAUUCCGGGGGUUCCAAUUCCGGAGGAGGCGGUAAUGCCGGAGUAGUUUCCAAUAAGCAGGGCAACAAGGAGUCCUGCCAGUUUGUUGCAGUGCGACGCAAACCACUGGGCGAGUACAUGGUGCUCGAGGCUCCACCCACUUCCAGUCGCCCAUCUACAUCCGAUUCGCUUUCGUCCGUGAUCUCUCCUCCGAUGAGUUAUGCCGCCGCCGUGGAAAUGCAACCGGAGACAACGCUCAAGAUCAAGGUGGUGCUAUCGCCGCGUCUCAAGCGGGCCAGCAAUCAGCAGCCCGUGAAGCGUCCGAGUCCCAGGAAGUUAUCCGAGAACAAACCGAAACCGAUCCUGCCGGCGCAGACCAAACCACCAUUGGUUCAUGCGAGUCCCAAGCGGAAAGUGGCACCACAACCACGCGUUGCCCAGGUGAAUCCGAAGCCAGUCAACUUAACGCCAACGAGCGGCAGCAAGAAGUCCCGGGCCAAGAGAUCCAAGAAGGCCAAGCAGAAGCAGCGGGCAGAGGCUGCUGCCAAAGGGCCGCAGCAAGUGCCACCGCCGAAACCCACCGAAGAUCUUCACCAGAACGAUGAUGAACCCAAGUUCUCAGACGCCUAUGUCUACCUGAAUCACCACCACGAGCAGAUGAAGCGCAUCCUGGCCGAGCAGACGGCUGGACAGGAGCCUCUACUUCCGAAACGUGGCCAUGUGAAGCCCGGUCAACACAGCGUCCAGCUGCCGACCCAUCGAUCCCUCUUCGAUUUCGAUGAACGGCUCUUCAAGCGCGGCGAUCUGGAGGCCGCCGCUCUGUUGGCCCAAAAUAAGGCCAUGUUGCGCAAGUGGCUGAACCCCAGCCUACUGAUCUCCUAGGCCCCUCUACAAAUUCUAUCAGUUUCUCAUUUAUGUGUUUCAAGUAAAUAUGUUUAAUCAAAAUUCAGCGCUGUCAGUCAAAGCGACUUCAAAUUUUCAGCCCAUGGGAGAUUAAACAUUAUUCCGGUUAUAAUCGCCAAUAAAUAGUUGUUUAAUAAAAAACAAAA
Molecule: messenger RNA, 1362 nt
Organism: Drosophila ficusphila
Lineage: Eukaryota; Metazoa; Arthropoda; Insecta; Diptera; Drosophilidae
Exons: 2
Coding region: 122-1195 (357 amino acids)
Source: RefSeq, a predicted model, not a curated record